Molecule: messenger RNA, 699 nt
Organism: Fusarium sp. VM40
Lineage: Eukaryota; Fungi; Ascomycota; Sordariomycetes; Hypocreales; Nectriaceae
Source: the annotation of a GenBank genome assembly
AUGCUUUCUUACGAUUCCUCGCCAAUGCCCAUCAAGGCUCCAACAAAACCGUCCACCAUGUCUUUGCCGCCCACUCCUCCGUCACCAAUGACGGCAGCACCCCCAUCUCUUAACUCGAACUCCCUCAAUGGCCUUAGAGUCCAGGAGCAACAACAACACAUUUGGCUGGUUACGGGCCCUGCUGGCUGUGGAAAGACGACCGUCGCUGAAUAUUUGGCCCAGUCAUUGGGUGUUCCCUAUAUCGAGGGUGACUCUUACCACCCUGCUGCCAAUAUUGAAAAGAUGGCAAAUGGUGUUCCUCUGACUGACGCCGACCGAUGGGACUGGCUUACGGCUCUACGAGAAGAGUCCAUCAACCAAUUAAAUGCCGGAUCGAAUGGUGUCGUCCUUACUUGCUCGGCCCUCAAGCGCAAGUACCGCGACGUUAUCCGAGUGGCUGGAUACUACGAUCGCCGCAUCCAAAUCCACUUCGUCUUUCUAGACGCCCCUGAGGAGCUUCUUCUCGCUCGUGUCACCCAGCGACAAAACCACUACAUGGGCGCCAACAUGGUUCACAGCCAAUUCGAUAUUCUUGAGCGCCCUUUGGCCGAUGAAAAGGAUGUUAUCACCAUCGAUGUCAGCCGACCCAUCGAGGAGGUGGAGCAAGAAGCCCUCAGCAAUGUCUUGGAGACUAUGGCCAAGUCGCAAGAAAAGCACUGA